This is a messenger RNA of Spinacia oleracea (spinach), 636 nucleotides long. RefSeq lists its product as uncharacterized. NCBI's taxonomy places the organism in Eukaryota, Viridiplantae, Streptophyta, Magnoliopsida, Caryophyllales, Amaranthaceae. The transcript is spliced from 3 exons. The record is from RefSeq and is a predicted model, not a curated record. Bases 1 to 636 code for a protein of 211 amino acids.
AUGGAGAACGUUCAAUAUGGUACGUGGGCUGAGAUGUUCAAGGUCCAUGCUCGCUCUCACCGCGUCCUUCAUCAUAUUAUUGCACCGGAGACUCCUGCCGAUAAAGAAACCGAGGACAAGGAGCUGUGGGUCACCCUCGACGCCACGGUCCUUGGUUGGAUAUUUGCCACGAUAUCCGACGACCUUUUGAACACAAUCAUUGAGGAGGAAAUGACUGCUAUGGAGGCCUGGCGCCUCAAGAUGCUUUCGGACCAACUGAAAAACGUGGGUGCCCCGGUCUCCGAUAAUCGGCUGGUGUUGCAGAUGGUUCCGGGGUUGACGGAAGCCUACAUGCACGUCGGCUCCAACAUUCGACAAAGGAAGGUAUUACUGUCCUUUUAUGAGGCCCGUUCGAGCCUUUGUCUUGAAGAAAAGGGGCUGGCCGCCAUGUAUGCCACGGGCGGAGGUGGCGGCGGCUCCGCCAUGGUUGUUGCAUCAACGGAUUCCGAUGAGUAUUCGGAGGGCCGGAAUUCCGGCGGUGGGGGAAAGAAAUCCGGUGACGGCGGUGGUAACAGGUCUGGCCGCGGCGGCGGUGGUGGUAAGUUCGGUGGCGGUGGCGGUCGUAACUCUGGGGGUGGAAACCAGAACCGUGGGUAG